AUGAGCGAGGGAGCCAAAUGCGACUCUUCUCUCCUGGUUAAUAAAUGGUUGGAUUGCUCUUUCCGCUUUGGCUCUUUCCUGCUUCCCUUCCCUGAAGAGGAGAAGAGGAAGCACAAGAAGAAGCACUUGGUUCAGAGUCCUAACUCUUACUUGACGGAUAUGAACUGUCCAGGUUGCUGCAAAAUCACCACGGUGUUUUUUUGACAUGUUCAGGCGGCGGUUCUCUGUGUCUGCUGCUCAACUGUUCUGUGUCAGCCCACUGGAGGAAAGGCCAGGUUGACAGAAGGGUGCUCCUUCAGGCGAAAGCAACACUGA
This is a messenger RNA of Eublepharis macularius, 315 nucleotides long. RefSeq names its product 40S ribosomal protein S27-like. Gene Ontology annotation, biological process: ribosomal small subunit assembly; translation. NCBI's taxonomy places the organism in Eukaryota, Metazoa, Chordata, Lepidosauria, Squamata, Eublepharidae. Gene Ontology annotation, cellular component: ribosome; cytosolic small ribosomal subunit. Gene Ontology annotation, molecular function: RNA binding; structural constituent of ribosome. The record is from RefSeq and is a predicted model, not a curated record.